UCUAUUGCAAGUGGGAUUCCAAUUCGAUCCGUCGCCGUGCGUAGAAAAAAUGCACAGAUAUAGAUAAAGCAGGGAGCAACGCCAGCAGAUCAGACUCAGCUAUAUCGUCGCGAAAACCGAUUAAUAUGUCAAAGGCAUUCGCUUGCGGAUCAAUUAGGCCGUGAAAAAAGCGAGUAGGAGUGAACGAAAGAGAGAGCCAGAGGCGGAGGCAGCGAAGACAAAGUGCAUUUUCAGGGCGUGUUUGUGCCCCCUCCCCCUCAGCCUCCCAGUUGUCGACAAAAAGUUUGCCGACACAAAGUUUGCCAAACAUGCUGCAAAUUCGCAAAUUCACCUGAGCGGCCAAUAUAAUAACAAAUAAGAAAAAUCGCAAACUUCCUUUUCUGUAUUUGUAUUUGUAUGUGCGUGAGUGUCUCCAAUCUUUUUGUCUACUCCAAAAUCGCAGAAAGAGAAAAAAAAUGUGUGCGUGUAUGUGUGUGAAAUAAAUUAAAGCAAAGCAAAAGGCAAACGGCAAAUAAUUGAGCAAAAAGCCAAGAGAGAAAAAAUAAAUAGUAAUAGUAAGCGAAAUAGCCGAAGGAGGAGGAGCCGACGAAGGGCAGAGAGGAGGAGAGAGAAAAGUGUACAAGUUGUUGUUGCUGCGCAAGAGCGAAAACCACCCACUGGCAAAUGGGGGCUCAGCAGGGCAAGGACAGGGGCGCCCACUCAGGGGGUGGCUCAGUUGCCCCCGUCAGCUGCAUCGGUUUGUCCAGCAGCAGCAGUCCAGUGGCGUCCGUCUCCCCUCACUGCAUCUCCAGUUCCAGUGGCACUAGCAGUGCCCCCCUUGGAGGGGGCUCCACACUCCGAGGAUCCCGAAUCAAGUCCUCGUCCGUUGGCGUAGCCAGUGGCGUCAACGCAGUGGGGUCCGGAUCCGGUCUGAGUCAAAGGAGCGGGGGUCACAAGGAUGCUGCUCGGUGCAAUCCCACCGUGGGUCUCAACAUAUUCACCGAACAUAACGGUACCAAGCACAGCUCUUUUCGCGGCCAUCCAGGCAAAUAUCACAUGAACUUAGAAGCCCUGCUGCAGUCGCGUCCAUUACCUCACAUUCCGGCCGGCAGCACGGCGGCCUCGCUUUUGGCGGAUGCGGCUGAGCUGCAGCAGCAUCAGCAGGAUUCCGGCGGACUGGGACUGCAGGGCUCGUCGCUGGGCGGCGGUCACAGUUCGACCACAUCAGUGUUUGAGUCCGCACACCGGUGGACCUCCAAGGAGAAUCUACUGGCCCCCGGACCCGAGGAGGAUGAUCCGCAGCUGUUUGUGGCCCUGUAUGAUUUCCAGGCCGGCGGCGAGAACCAGCUGAGUCUGAAGAAGGGCGAACAGGUGCGCAUCCUGAGCUACAACAAAUCGGGGGAGUGGUGCGAGGCGCAUUCGGACUCCGGAAACGUGGGAUGGGUGCCAUCCAACUAUGUGACGCCGCUCAAUUCGCUGGAGAAGCACUCCUGGUAUCACGGCCCCAUCUCGCGCAAUGCCGCCGAGUAUCUGCUGAGUUCCGGAAUCAACGGAAGCUUCCUGGUUCGCGAAAGCGAGAGCUCACCGGGUCAGAGGAGCAUCAGUCUCAGAUAUGAGGGUCGCGUCUAUCACUAUCGCAUAUCGGAGGAUCCCGAUGGCAAGGUCUUCGUCACCCAGGAGGCCAAGUUCAACACUCUGGCGGAGCUGGUGCAUCAUCAUAGCGUGCCCCACGAGGGCCAUGGCCUAAUUACACCGCUCCUGUAUCCGGCGCCCAAGCAGAACAAGCCCACAGUCUUCCCGCUGAGUCCCGAGCCGGAUGAAUGGGAGAUUUGCCGGACGGACAUCAUGAUGAAGCACAAACUGGGCGGCGGGCAGUACGGCGAGGUGUACGAGGCUGUCUGGAAGCGGUACGGCAAUACGGUGGCUGUUAAGACGCUCAAGGAGGACACCAUGGCGCUGAAGGACUUCCUCGAGGAGGCGGCCAUAAUGAAGGAGAUGAAGCACCCCAAUCUGGUGCAGCUCAUAGGUGUUUGCACACGGGAACCGCCGUUCUACAUCAUCACCGAGUUCAUGUCGCACGGCAAUCUGCUGGACUUCCUGCGCUCCGCCGGCCGCGAGACGCUUGAUGCGGUGGCGCUGCUCUAUAUGGCCACGCAAAUAGCAUCGGGAAUGAGCUACCUGGAGUCGCGCAACUACAUCCACCGCGAUCUGGCCGCCCGCAACUGUCUGGUGGGCGACAAUAAGCUUGUCAAGGUGGCGGACUUCGGGCUGGCGCGCCUGAUGCGGGACGACACGUAUACGGCGCAUGCGGGUGCCAAGUUCCCGAUCAAGUGGACCGCUCCGGAGGGACUGGCGUACAACAAGUUCAGCACCAAGUCGGACGUGUGGGCCUUCGGGGUGCUUCUGUGGGAGAUCGCCACGUACGGGAUGUCGCCGUAUCCGGGCAUCGACCUAACCGACGUGUACCACAAGCUGGAGAAGGGCUAUCGCAUGGAGCGGCCCCCCGGCUGUCCGCCGGAGGUCUACGACCUGAUGCGCCAGUGCUGGCAGUGGGAUGCCGCCGACCGGCCCACGUUCAAGAGCAUACACCAUGCGCUGGAGCACAUGUUUCAGGAAUCGUCCAUCACCGAAGCGGUCGAGAAGCAGCUGAACGCCAACGCCACCAGCGCGAGCAGCUCCGCUCCGAGCACAUCGGGCGUGGCCACCGGCGGAGGAGCCACAACCACGACGGCGGCCAGCGGCUGCGCUUCCUCAUCCUCGGCCACCGCCUCGCUCAGCCUCACACCGCAGAUGGUGAAGAAGGGUCUGCCCGGCGGUCAGUCCCUCACGCCGAACGCCCACCACAACGAUCCGCACCAGCAGCCGGCCAGCACGCCCAUGUCAGAAACCGGCUCCAGUUCCACCAAGCUCAGCACCUUCUCCAGCCAGGGAAAGGGCAAUGUCCAGAUGCGUCGCACCACCAACAAGCAGGGCAAACAGGCCCCAGCACCACCAAAGCGCACCAGCCUGCUUUCGAGCAGUCGGGACUCCACUUACCGCGAGGAGGAUCCUGCCAAUGCACGAGGCAAUUUCAUCGAUGACCUCACCACUAAUGGUAUACACAAAUUCAAAACUGCCAAUAGUUUCAGCCAGACCCUAUCUAAAAAUUUCAAGACCCAAAUUCCAACACACCACACACACCAAAUACGUACACAACAACAACAACAACAACAACAGUUCGUACAGCAACAAUCCGUACCACUGCCAGUACAGCAACAACAUCAACAACAUCAACAACAACAACAACAGAAACAACAACAGUAUUCCAUUAAGAAAUCGUCCUCCUGCAGUAGCUUUCUUUACGACAUCCUAUUUCGAGGACUCGCACGUGACAUCAACAGUUUGACACAGCGUUAUGACUCGGAAACGGAUCCUGCAGCCGAUCCGGACACAGAUGCCACGGGUGAUAGUCUGGAGCAGAGUUUGAGCCAAGUGAUCGCCGCUCCUGCCACCAACAAGAUGCAGCAUUCUCUCCACGGCGGCGGCGGCGGUGGAGGAGGUAUUGCUCCUCGAUCAUCGCAGCAGCACAGCUCGUUUAAGCGUCCGACUGGGACGCCAGUGAUGGGCAACCGGGGUCUGGAGACCCGCCAAAGCAAGCGCUCGCAGCAGCAUCCGCAAACCAGUGCUCCACCACCGCCAGCAACUCAAGCGCAUCAUGGCAACAACGGAGUGGUGGCCAGCGCUCAUCCCAUCACCGUGGGCGCACUGGAGGUGAUGAAUGUGAAGCGGGUGGUGAAUCGCUACGGCACGCUGCCCAAGGUGGCCAGGAUCGGUGCGUAUCUGGACAGUUUGGAGGACAGUGGUGAGGCCACUACUGCUCCUCCGCCAGCCACUGCUCCUGCUCCGCCGCCAGCCAACGGACAUGCCACACCACCGGGGGCCCGGAUCAAUCCCAAGACCAGCCCCAUUGCGCCACAGCAAAUGAUAAGGAGCAACUCCUCAGGCGGAGUGACCAUGCAGAACAAUGCGGCGGCCAGUCUGAACAAGCUGCAGCGCCAUCGCACCACCACCGAAGGCACCAUGAUGACAUUCUCCUCCUUCCGGGCGGGUAACUCCAGCAGUUCACCCAAGCGGAGUGGCUGUGGAGUGGGUCCUGUUGGCGCCCAGCCGGCUCUUGCCAAUCUGGAGUUUCCGCCGCCACCGCUGGACCUGCCUCCACCCCCCGAGGAAUUCGAGGGUGCACCACCACCUCCUCCUCCGGCGCCCGAGAGCGCUGUGCAGGCCAUCCAGCAGCAUCUGCAUGCCCAGCUCCCGAACAAUGGCAAUGUCAGCAAUGGAAACGGCACAAACAACAACGACAGCAGCCACAACGAUGUGAGCAACACUGCGCCCAGUGUGGAGGAGGCCAGCUCCAGAUUUGGUGUGUCCCUGCGAAAGAGGGAGCCCUCAACCGACUCCUGCAGUUCGCUGGGCAGUCCGCCCGAGGAUCUCAAAGAGAAGCUGAUCACCGAGAUCAAAGCGGCCGGCAAGGAGAGUGCUCCGGCCUCGCAUCUAGCCAAUGGCUCUGGUAUCGCAGCCGUGGAUCCCGUCUCUCUGCUGGUCACCGAGCUGGCCGAGAGCAUGAAUCUGCCCAAGCAGCCGCAGUCGCAGCCGACGCUGCCACAGCAGCAGCAGCAGAAGCUGACCAAUGGCAACGGCUCAGGAACCGGAUCCGGAUCUGGAUUCAAGGCUCAGCUCAAGAAAGUCGAACCCAAGAAAAUGAGCCCGCCAAUGGCCAAGGCGGAGCCGGCCAGUAGCAUCAUCGACUUCAAGGCACACCUGCGACGGGUGGACAAGGAGAAAGAGCCGUCGGUUCCAGCACCGGCACCCGCAGCGCCCCAACUCGUAACCAACAACGCCAACACGGGCACUCUGAACCGGAAGGAGGACAGUAGUAGGAAGUUCGCCCAGGCCAUGCAAAAGACUGAAAUAAAAAUCGACGUUACCAACUCGAAUGUGGAGGCGGACACGGGAGCAGCCGGCGAGGGCGAUCUCGGCAAGCGACGAAGCACAGGUAGUAUUAAUAGCUUAAAGAAACUGUGGGAGCAGCAGCCGCCGGCGCCGGAUUAUGCCAGCAGCUCGAUCCUCCAGCAGCAGCAGCAGCCAUCGGUGGCUAAUGGCGGUGGCACACCGAAUGCCCAGCUAUCGCCCAAAUACGGUAUGAAAUCGGGUGCCCUGCCAGCCAAGCCGGGCAAUAAGCCGCCUCCGGCAGCCCCACCACCACCGCCCCCGAACUGCACCAACUCCAACUCCUCCAACACCACAUCCACUAGCACCUCUAGUAGAGAUUGCACCAGCAGGCAGCAGGCCGGCAGCACAAUAAAAACCUCUCAUUCAACGCAACUCUUCACAGAUGACGAGGAGCAGUCGCAUCAGGAGGGCCCAGGAUCGGGAUCCGGAUCGGGAUCGGGAUUAGGUGGCCAAGGUCCAGCGGACAUGACCCAGUCGCUGUACGAGCAGAAGCCGCAAAUCCAGCAGAAGCCGGCGGUGCCGCACAAGCCCACCAAACUCACCAUCUACGCCACGCCGAUAGCCAAACUGGCCGAACCGGCCAGCUCCGGAUCGGCCAGCUCCACCCAGAUCUCGCGCGAGAGCAUCCUCGAGCUGGUGGGUCUACUGGAGGGCUCGCUCAAGCACCCGGUGAACGCCAUCGCCGGCUCCCAGUGGCUGCAGCUGAGCGACAAGCUCAACAUCCUGCACAACUCGUGCGUGAUCUUUGCGGAAAACGGGGCCAUGCCGCCGCACUCGAAGUUCCAGUUCCGUGAGCUGGUCACGCGGGUGGAGGCCCAGUCGCAGCACCUGCGAUCCGCCGGCAGCAAGAACGUGCAGGACAACGAGCGCCUGGUGGCCGAGGUGGGUCAGUCGCUGCGCCAGAUCUCCAAUGCGCUCAACAGGUAAAUAAUAAGACGGGGGAUGGACGCGCCCGAUCAACAUCCGGGCAUUUGGCUGGAUGCCGAGGGCAACUUCAUCAAGCGCAAGUGAUGGGCCCCAUCUGCAGUGACCCAAUCAUCAUCCAACCACACCAUCCCCCGUGGAAGCGGAAAUGGAGCCGAAGACAGAGACGGAGACAGCGAGGCUGAGCCGGAAACAGCGAGGCUGAGCCGGAAACAGGAAAACAGGAAUCGAAACUUCAAGCCCAGCGAAGAAGAAAGGACAACUACAGUAGCAGCAGCAACUAAAAUCGGAGGAGGACACCUAUGUAUCGUACUUGGUAGCGUGUAGCAGUAGCUUCUAUUAUACAUAUACACCCCAUAUAUAUCUAGUCAGAUCUGUGCAGAGCCCCGACGAACGCUUCCAGAAAAACAGAAAAAAACAUAAAACAAAAAACAAAACAAGAAACUUAAAUGAAAAUGAAAACAGAACGAUAAAAAACUGAAAAACAAUGAGUUGCAAAGCAAAUUUGGGUAAGGUCUCGCGGGAGGAUCCUUGUUUUUAAUUUAAAAAGUAAGGGAACCCCUCCUCCCACUCACUCAACCCCCUUUCCAACGUAUCCUCAAACGUAUUCGCGCUUCGUUUGUUUUAAUAUAGAAAGACACAAGACAUGGCUUAAGAAUGAAAGGAAAUAUAUUCAUAGAAUAUCUCAAUAAACUUAGUAAUUACAAA
Drosophila elegans is the source of this 6600-nucleotide messenger RNA. RefSeq names its product tyrosine-protein kinase Abl (gene Abl). Gene Ontology annotation, biological process: protein phosphorylation. The record is from RefSeq and is a predicted model, not a curated record. NCBI's taxonomy places the organism in Eukaryota, Metazoa, Arthropoda, Insecta, Diptera, Drosophilidae. The coding region runs from base 664 to 5895 and encodes 1743 amino acids. Gene Ontology annotation, molecular function: protein binding; non-membrane spanning protein tyrosine kinase activity; ATP binding. The transcript has 9 exons.